Molecule: messenger RNA, 803 nt
Organism: Paraphaeosphaeria sporulosa
Lineage: Eukaryota; Fungi; Ascomycota; Dothideomycetes; Pleosporales; Didymosphaeriaceae
Exons: 1
Coding region: 177-581 (134 amino acids)
Source: RefSeq, a predicted model, not a curated record
GAAAGUUCCAGAUGUUCUGCGGCAUUGUGGGUGUGUAGCGGAAAUCUUUGUGGUUGUAGGUAGUGUGUAAGGGAGGUCUUAAAAGUAUGAAUCAGUGCAGGAGUGGUGCUUCACGUAGGGGAGGGAUCGCGGCGAGUACGUAUCUAUGGUGAGUUGUGCGCAGAUCUAUUGUCUAUAUGUCGUACCUUGGCUGUUUGCUGAUUGUCUCUGUGAAGUCUCGCACUUACCAGCCAGCGCGACAUGAAGCUGUAUACCCUCUACAUCUAUCCCCCAGUCGUAGAGGCAGACAUGCGCUGCGAUGGCUCCCGCCUGGUCCGCCGUAUGUGAAUCCAAGAGCGCGUGUAGACCAUGAUCUCAAACGAUCAUUCACAGCCACUGAUACAGAAACUGGACUUCUAGAGCAUACCUCAUCCUGUAAUAACUCAGGAUAUAAUACGAUCUUGGAACUAUCAUGUGAUAGUCUACCCCAAGAUCUCAAAGCCACAAAAGUCGAGUUUCAUUGUCAGCCACUGUGGAGCAGAAGUCCCAACCGCCUGCGGCCAACGCGUUAUAUCUGCGACUUGCGAGUUUCUCCUUCGUAAUGUUCAUAGGAACACUCCCGCUGCGACUGCAGCCAUCGCACCCAUCCCCGCAGCACCCAGCCCUGCCCGCGGCGUGGGCAACGCCCCACCGGCGCUGCCCGUACCUGUGCCGCCGCCAGCUGCGCUGGUAGUAUCAUCGCCUAUCACACUCCGUAUGAUGCUGAACUGAUCUGACACCUGUUCCUCCUUGAACUGCUUGACGCCUGUCGGCAACGCAUCGUA